AUGGCGGCUGAUCCGACUAUAACCCUGCAGAUGGACUUCCCCGUUGUCGAGCCGCGGUUCGACACUAUGCCAUACGAGCUUCUCGAGGAGGUUGCAAGAUUCCUAGCGCCCGACAAUACCCUCGACCACGCUGACGCCAAUUGCCGGGCUGCUUACAAGAAGGGAAUGAGCGAUUUACUCAACUUGUGCUUGGUCUCGAAGAUGCUGGAAGCUGUGGUUCGGCCCGCGAUAUUCCGCAACAUUAUCAUUUGGCGGUCGACCGAGCUCAUCCUCCUCUAUCGCACUUUGACUGAGAACCACGGGGUCGGCGGAUACAUAAAGACACUUGUAUUAUCCACCGCAUUCCUCCGAUGUAAAAAGCACCAUGAGAUGCUUGACCUUCAACUUCUGGGAACAAUUGAUUCCGAUUUCGACUUGGUCCGGCGUCACGGAUCGCUCGGGAUGACAAGUCGACAAGAGAAUGAGCUGCGGAGCAACCUGUAUCUCAAGGUUCUCGAGAAAGCUCCGAGUGUCAAGGAAGUCACACUGAACACUCCAAGAUGGGCUGUCCGUGGUCUUGAUGAUGGGCAGUUACCUGAGUUCGGGAUCGCCAGUGCCAUGGCGAACAGUCCUGUGGUGACGGCCCAGAACUCGUCAUUUCGACUACCACAAGCUCUACACACCUUGACGAUCGAGGGACAGUAUCAAGGGCUGGUGGAGGGACUUCCCGGACAGUUCCACAAGCUUUGGUCUCAGAAAUUGAAUGGUCUGUCCAAUCUGAAGACGAUGGUCUGGCUCAGGGACGACACGACUUGGUUCGACAGCUUGCCCGGUCGACAGUGGGCGACCAAUGGCUUUAAGGGAACGUUGCAGAGUCUGACGGCCCUGAAACUCAUCGAUAGUUCCUGCCGCUUCUUUGAUAUCGCCAUCGUAUGCGAUUCUUUCCCUUCCUUGAAGUCGCUGGAUAUAUCAUCGAAUUUCCUGCGAGACAACCCUAGGAUGCUCGAAGGAGACAGCCUUUCGCCGGGCACGGCACAAAUAUCUUUGACGCGCAGCAUUGCGAAGCUGCAGCACCUCGAGUACCUUAGCCUGGAUCUCCUCUCCGUGCCUGACAACAGCAAACUGCUGGGAGACGACGGAGUACUCGACCUUUCCUCACUCCCUACCCUCUUUGCGGCGGCCAUAUCUUUCAGACUCUUCGUGUCCCAUGAGACAUUGACCAGCACCGGCAGCAGAGUUGACCCGUCACUGGUUCUGCCCAGGUGCUUGGCAUUACUGGUCAUCACUGUACGCGGCUUUAGUAGUGAGGCCGGUAGCAAUCUCAUGGAGUUUCUAGGAAGGCUGCGUGAAGCCUGCAGCAACGACUUUCCGAGCCUGGGAUGGGUCAAAUACAGGUACGCCGCCGGAAUUCCACCUCUGAGUCCCAGCCGCACUUGUCUUUGCGCUCGCGUCCCUCACGAGGAUUUCUGCACCUAUGACCACACAUCAGGUCUGUUGUACACAUAUAGGCCGUGGGUUCCCGCCGAGAAGUUCGAAGACCUCGUCGCAGGGUUCGGCCAGCGAGGUAUCGAGCUCACGAAGGCAACGGCUGAGACAUACGCCUCGAUUGGUGUGUAG
Diaporthe citri is the source of this 1596-nucleotide messenger RNA. RefSeq lists its product as uncharacterized. The coding region runs from base 1 to 1596 and encodes 531 amino acids. Lineage: Eukaryota; Fungi; Ascomycota; Sordariomycetes; Diaporthales; Diaporthaceae. The transcript has 2 exons. The record is from RefSeq and is a predicted model, not a curated record.